AAUUUUUUGAAACAUGCAUUUCAAUGUCGAGACAAGUUAUCCAAAGAUAAUUGUAUUUUGGAAUAUUCUCUUCCCUUGCGGACAAGAUUGCUGAAGGUUCUGUUGGCUUGUAUGGAGGUAUCUGUUCUAUCUGAAGCAUCUGAAACAAAUUGGACCGAUGAUGUUAGGAAGCACUGGGGCAUAAAGUUGAGCAAAUCAUCUUCUGUUGAGGAACUUUUGCAGAUAUUGACCCUAUUUGAGAGAUCACUACGGAGAGAUUUUCUGUCAUCGAACUUCUCUACAACAGAUAAAUUGUUGGGAUCAAGCAGUAUGUCAGAACGUUCUGUGCAGGUUUUAACUGAUCCUGAAUCUGUUGCUGUGCUUCCAUGGGUUCCACUAACGACUGCAGCUUUGUCUCUCAGGCUUUUGGAGAUUGAUUCAUCUAUCAGCUAUGUAAAGCUUAAAAGACUUGGUCGAGCCUUGUGAGGAGAAAGAAGCAAGAGAAUACAUAAAGCUUCCAUCAAGAUAUACUCACAUGAAAUCUAAUAGGGAGGUUGAACCAGAAGAAUUUGUCCAUGAUGAAUUCACUAAAGAUAAAUCUGUUCAUAAGAAAAUUGUACGAAGUGGCAAUAAACGUGGCCGAUGGACGAAUGAAGGGCAGGCACGAGGAACACAAGGACAAGGUGCUGGGCGAGGUCGCCGAACAGUAAGGAAGCGGAGAGUGGGAAAGAGAGCUGUUGAAGAUUUGUUGCUUGGCCAUACGACGGCCAGUCAUUGGGGUUGCUGCUGACAAUAUAACAGUGCUGAAGAGGUGGAGUCUGAUGACGACAAUGCUCAAGCUGUGGAAUAUGAUCAAGGAAACUAGGAGGCAGGUUUUAAUGGUCUUCCCCCCAACAGAUGGAGUAGGGGUUUGGUUGGAAUGAGUGAUGAAGAUGAUAAUGACAAUGGCAUUGAGGAGAAUGAAGAGGAGGAUUCAGAAGCAGAUGUUAUGAGUGAGGGUUCAGAUGGGAUCCCAAAUAGGGUAGUAAAUGUUGAAGGCUCAGACUCGGCUUUGUCUGAAUAUUCUUCUGAUUCAUCCAUUUUAAUUGGUCAAUGAAGGGAUUUGCACCUGAAGACUGCAUUCCAUUUUUGAUAUUGCAGCUUUACAAACACCUGAGCUCCAAGUCAUGUCAUGGCUUGAAGAGUUUGUGGUUGAGUAGAUUUAGUGUAUAUUAUCCAUGCAAAAUGGAGCCUUGUAUUUUUAGCCAACCUCAUUUUGUUUUUGUAUUUUUUUAACCUCUCCUUGUAAUAGAUACUCAUUAAUUAAUAAUUUUUUAUUAUACCUUA
Messenger RNA from Glycine soja, 1305 nucleotides. RefSeq names its product homeobox-DDT domain protein RLT1-like. Bases 112 to 465 code for a protein of 117 amino acids. Lineage: Eukaryota; Viridiplantae; Streptophyta; Magnoliopsida; Fabales; Fabaceae. The transcript has 4 exons. The record is from RefSeq and is a predicted model, not a curated record. Gene Ontology annotation, biological process: regulation of transcription by RNA polymerase II.